Molecule: messenger RNA, 312 nt
Organism: Protopolystoma xenopodis
Lineage: Eukaryota; Metazoa; Platyhelminthes; Monogenea; Polystomatidea; Polystomatidae
Source: the annotation of a GenBank genome assembly
AUGUCAGGUCGAGGUAAAGGAGGCAAAGGUCUUGGCAAGGGUGGCGCUAAGCGCCAUCGUAAAGUUCUCCGGGACAAUAUUCAAGGCAUUACUAAACCCGCCAUCAGGCGCCUUGCUCGACGAGGGGGCGUGAAACGAAUUUCUGGCCUCAUCUACGAAGAGACUCGUGGAGUGCUCAAGGUGUUCCUCGAGAACGUCAUCCGCGAUGCUGUCACGUAUACAGAGCACGCUAAGCGCAAGACUGUUACUGCCAUGGACGUAGUCUACGCACUCAAGCGCCAGGGCCGUACCCUUUAUGGCUUCGGCGGCUAG